Molecule: messenger RNA, 4571 nt
Organism: Pimephales promelas (fathead minnow)
Lineage: Eukaryota; Metazoa; Chordata; Actinopteri; Cypriniformes; Leuciscidae
Source: RefSeq, a predicted model, not a curated record
GUGCGCUUGGAUUGCUGCAGGUCUGUUGAUGUAUCGGCUCAAUGCAGUAUGGAUUAUUACAGCGGUACAUAAGUGCGUACUGUAAACAUUUUGUUUCGCUUUUGCUAGCAUUAGUAGCCUAUCUUACGCAUUAGUAGGUUUGAAGGGUGGCUCAGUCAGUGAGUGUGGUGUCAUUCAGGGACAUUUAUGCGCGGCUAGACUUUCUCAUUCGCAGAAUGCUUGAACUGCCAGUUUCGUUGAGAUGUUGACAGCCACGAUUUGGAUUAGUGGUUCUUUCCAUCAUGCCGGUGCUGGUGGACAGGCUUCAGAGAGUGUGAGCUCCACGGAACUGCGGGGAUGAACAUGCCAUUGCACCAAAUCUCUGUCAUCCCUCGUGAUGUCACUUCCUCCCGGGUGUCCAGCAGCGGGAAGGGAAAGGAAAAGGACAAACAGAAUGAGAAAACGCUUGGUCAUUCUGCAAGCAGGUCCAGCAACAUUUCAAAGGCAGGAAGCCCAACCUCUGUGAACGCUCCCUACAGCUUCCCCAGGACUUCAGUGACGCCCUCGAACCAGGAUAUAUGCAGUUCUAAUGACCUCGCUCAGGACCUGGGCUCACAGAAGCCCUUACAGGCCACUGUAGUGCUUUUGAACUCUAAUGGUAAAAGCUCAGCAUCUCAGUGUGUCACCAUGACCACGCUCUGCCUGGACUCUCCCAUCAAACCCAAAAAUAGGACCUUGUUUGGCACAGAAUGGCUCUCUCUACUCAAGCCAUCAGUCAACUUGAAACCAGAAGGAGGCAGUCUCAAGUUCUCAAAGUCUCUGAAUGACGUGGGACAAAAGAUGGACAGCCUAUGCAGCGGCCUUCACUUCAUAGACCGCACUUGCUCGGACGGGGAGCUGGGAGUGGAGAACGAACAACUCAAGGAAGACGGCCACAUCAAAGCUCUCAAUGGUCAAGCCAACUCUCCCCCUCUGUUUGCUUCUCAGCCUCCAUCCUUCCUCAACAACUACAAAUACAUCCCCAACCCAAGGCCUGAGAACUGCCUGGCUCCUCCUGCUCCUCCACAUUCAGACCUUCAAAGAAGCUCCAAAUUCCUGCGCCUCAUCUUUCCGCUCACCCACUCUCUCACCGCCGGAAGUCUCCUGGCGUCUGAGAUGGAAAACUACGCUUCAAGGCUCCACAUCGCCAAGUCAUCCAGCGCCAUGCUGGACGCCGGUGAGUCUUGCUGUAUGGAGGAGAUGGGAGACGACGAAGUGUUCGAGGACAAUUCUUCUCGGUGGAAGCUCAAGACGGAGGGGUUUGAGGCUCCUCUUUGCGCUCUCGAGGAGGACAGCGACUUGGAUCAAUCGUCCUCUCCGUUGUCGGAAAAAAACGGGCCGUUGUCGCCCUACUCCCUGUCGGGGGACUGCUGCAGGAUUUGUCACUGUGAGGGGGAUGAUGAGAGUCCACUGAUAACCCCCUGUCACUGCACUGGGAGUUUGAGGUUUGUCCAUCAGGGCUGCCUGCAGCAGUGGAUCAAGAGCUCAGACACACGCUGCUGCGAGCUCUGCAAGUAUGACUUCAUCAUGGAGACCAAGCUCAAGCCCCUCCGCAAGUGGGAGAAGCUUCAGAUGACCGCCAGCGAGAGGAGGAAGAUCAUGUGCUCGGUCACUUUUCACGUCAUCGCCAUCACAUGUGUCGUCUGGUCGCUCUACGUCCUCAUUGACCGCACGGCAGAGGAGAUCAAACUAGGUUAUCGCACAGGACUAUUGCAAUGGCCUUUUUGGACCAAGCUGGUGGUGGUGGCCAUAGGCUUCACUGGCGGACUGGUGUUCAUGUACGUGCAAUGCAAGGUCUACAUCCAGUUGUGGAAGAGACUCAAGGCCUACAACAGAGUAAUAUAUGUGCAGAACCGCCCAGAGACCUGUAAAAAGAGUGUUUUUGAGAAGCCCUCUGUCCUGGAGCCCAACUUGGAGAAUAAAGAGGCGCUCGGGCCGGCGCAUUCGGACACAAACUCUUCCCAGUACACAGAGACAGAGGACUACAGUAUGGAGAUCCUGCACGUGUGAUCGCUCUUGCCCCACAUAUACCCUCCCCAACUCCCCCCCUUAGAGGACCGGCUGGGGGCGUCGCAUGCUCCGGGACACGUGGAUGCCACACAGCACUGGGCAAGAGGACUGAGACUGGACUUGUUUUGUCGUUUAGAUGUUAUUUUCUCUUCGUUCGUUUGUCCGAUCUGUUCCUGUAAGUUGUUGGCUAACCAUAACGAAUCGGUGUGCUCUAGAUCUCGGAUCAUUCCAACCACUGCCAUUGUACUGCUGUCGUACAAGAGUUGAAAUCCACGUGUGGACGCGUCUCCGUCUGGUUCUGAUGGAGUCGACGCAUAUAAGCACUUUUUAUUUCCCCGUCCUAAAGACCCCUGUUUUAAUAAUAUAUUCAGUUACUUUCUACCUGGAUAAGACAUUAAAACAAACUUGAAGUUUUGUGGGCGACACAUCUCACAUUUUAUAGUUGCAUUUGUAUCUCCACAGACCCGCUCGGAUGGAACAAAAAAAAAAAAGGAGCAAUGAGGGAACAUUUAUGUAUUGUUAUGUAUCUUCUUUAGAAAACUAUUUCAUCUUUAUGAAUUCAGUCAUUGUGAAAUUUACACGACAUUAUCAGCUGAUAAGGAAACGAUCUGGUUCGUUUGAUUACGGUAUUUAUCCGAUCAAGGGCUAGAUUUACUAAAGUGCGACGCUACGGUUCUUAGCUUGUGCAAAAAUGAUACCAUACUGUGACUAGUCACUGUCUGUGCUGCUGUUUUUUGCAUUUGCUGGAGACUUGAGUGCAUCAGUGAAAGACUUUAGUAAAUCAGGCCUUAAUGUAGUGUAUGUCGCGAAUGUAAAGAAUUCAAAUCUCUCCCUGAGGGAAAUGAACUCAAUUGUAGCAUCUUGAAUCAUGAAAGAGAUUUACCUUCAUUGGGAAUUUGACCGGCGGGAAACUUGGAAGGUAAUUAAAUAAUAAAGUUUUUCGAUUCAUUUAAUUUCAUUUCUCUUUUCUUUCAAGAAAUGGAUCAUCAAAUAUCUGCCCGCUUCUGGCAUUCCUGCACCUCUUCGGAGUUUAUUUUUAACUUGAAUAACAGAAAUGGUGUUUUAGCAAUGAUGACAUGAACUACUUAGCAGGACUGUUAAAACGUUCUGCUUGUUUUGGUUUGAAAAACAAUCAUAGCAAAUUUCCCAUAGGUGUUUUUUUCAGGUUCUAUAUUUAUUCUGAAUAUUGUAUAGCUUUUCAAUGGCUUUAAAUGUUGGAAAAUAGCCAUGUUAGUUUUGGCCCUCAUUCUAACAUAAUGCUUUUUUUUAGCGACCUGAACACACGACUUUGAUUGACGUCCUUGGCAGUGAUCACGUACAUGGGCGGCGCUUCUUAUAAACUCUAUUGGGAAUGAAUAAUUUCAUGAUCUGAUAUGUUCACAAGGUAUAGGAUACGUCUGCCAUCUAGAGCUACUGCACAGACAAUGCACAUUUUCUUUCUUUUUUCUGACUCUUCUGACUGGCUCUGUGCCGUUUGACCAAUAAAAUAUGUUCACAGUGCUAAUUGCAUAGCUUUUGUAUUCCUUAUCAAGUCUAUCUUUUUGUGAAGCUCAUCUUCCUAAGUUGGGUCUGUCUGUGUGCGACCAAGCAUAAUGUGCACUACAACAAUGAAUUAAUGCAACCCUGUUAACUCGAUAUAUGAAAAUAUUUAGAAUAAAACUACUGUCGUUGGGCUCGGCACUUAAAUGGUUUGCCAGGCCUCCUCGUGUAAAUCCUUAAUUAAAUCCCCAUAGCUGAGAGAUAUUUGACAUUUUCUCAAGAUUCAGUGGAAAACUAGUUUUGUUUCUUUGAUAGCAUAUUUGUAAAACAACGGGAGCUGGCUCCUUUUACUAGCUAGUGGUGGAAACACCUUAAUAGAUGCACAUUUUUCCAAAAUCUCUUUUUAGCACUGCUUCAUAUUUUGAUGGACGUGUUUUAAAGCGCAGUCAUUAUUCGUUUUGUUUCAAAGUGUUCAGUGCAUCAAACUUGCAGUGCAUUACUACUGAAUUGGCUUGAACAUGAAAAACAUGACUGUUUCUUGCAUCUCCUUGUAAUUUUUCUCUAGUCGUAAAUAGUUUCUCUAAGCAUUUUUGAGGAUUAAAAAAAAAACAACCAAAUAAAGGAAAUGUAGAAUUUUUCACCAGCCUUGUGUUGUAUAAGAUGUUUUUUGUUUUAUUUUUUAAAUGACUGUAAUAACAGUGAUUAAAGGUCUGAAAAAUGCCUGGAUAUGUUGAAAAUUAUUUCCCAUCGGAAAAUUCAAUGAAACUCUCAUUUAUACGUGUCGUCAAGGCCUUUUAUAAGCACUGUGUCAACUAGAUAACAUCGGUGGAUUUGAUCAAUUUCACUUUGUGGCUUUCUCAGUGGAUAAAUACUGGUUUUGUGAAACUGGAAAGGCUGUAAUUUACAUGUAUAGUUUUGUAUUUUAUGUAUGUUUCUCUUUUUUCUCCUCAGUAUUACCACCUUUAUCCGGAUGAUUUUAGUUCCUUCGCUGAGAUAUGAGUGACUACAUUUGUGCUGUGUUUUUAAGGGAGACUGAGUGGAGCAAUAAAAGAAAUCUUAAAUUA